This is a messenger RNA of Mytilus californianus (California mussel), 1131 nucleotides long. Its product is annotated as nicotinate-nucleotide pyrophosphorylase [carboxylating]-like. The transcript has 4 exons. Lineage: Eukaryota; Metazoa; Mollusca; Bivalvia; Mytilida; Mytilidae. Gene Ontology annotation, molecular function: nicotinate-nucleotide diphosphorylase (carboxylating) activity. Bases 177 to 1121 code for a protein of 314 amino acids. Gene Ontology annotation, biological process: NAD+ biosynthetic process; quinolinate catabolic process. The record is from RefSeq and is a predicted model, not a curated record. Gene Ontology annotation, cellular component: cytoplasm.
AAAUGUAGAUGUGUUGUUUUUGGUUCAUCAAUACCUGUGUAUGUUAAAUAAGUCAGAGUUUUUAUCAAUACUAGAAGCAUGUUGUUUAGAAUUCUUGGAUGAAAAUUGUUUAGAUAAUUAACCUUGGAAUAUUAACGCCAAUCGAAGUGAGAUACAGAAUUCAGAUAUUAUAAAACAUGUCGGACGGUACAGAAAUAUUAAACAGAAUUUAUAAUCCGAAUCUUGCCCAUGUGCUACAUCCUGUUACUCUUCAGCAUAUGGCGAGAGAAUGGCUGAAGGAAGACACCCCUAACUUUGAUUAUGGUGGGUUUGUGGUUGGAGAAAAGGAAGAAACAGCAUUAUUAUUGAUGAAGGGCGAGGGGGUUUUGGCAGGAGUACCGUUUUUUAAUUCCGUCUUUAAGGAGUUGGAAUGUACAGUUACAUGGAACGAAGAAGAAGGAAACUUUAUUGAACCAAUUAAAUGUGUUGCUACUGUGUUCGGCAAAGUCCGUCAACUUUUGCUCGGUGAGAGAGUAGCAUUGAAUUGUCUUUCAAGAGCAAGUGGUAUUGCCACAUUAGCUAGAAGAUUACAUAACGUAGCAGAUAAUGCUGGUUGGAAAGGUCAGAUUGCAGGGACAAGGAAGACCACCCCUGGAUUUAGACUUGUAGAAAAAUAUGCUCUUUUAGUGGGAGGAGUCUCCACACAUAGAUACGACCUUUCCUCCAUGAUAAUGCUUAAAGACAACCAUAUAUGGACUGCUGGCAGUAUUAGUAAAGCAGUAAAAGAUGUCAAAACAAUUGGUGGAUUUUCUACAAAAGUGGAGGUAGAAUGUCGGAGUGUGGAAGAUGCAGAAGAGGCAGCACGUGCCGGUAGUGACGUAGUUAUGUUGGACAAUUUUAAACCCGAGGCUUUAAAGAAGGCAGCUGCAGUCUUAAAAUCAAAGUUUGAAAAUACAUUGAUAGAGGCCAGUGGAGGAGUAACUGAAGAGACAUUAUCCCAAUAUUUAUUACCGGAAGUAGAUGUAGUUUCCCUUAGUCGCCUCACACAAGGAUACGACACUGUGGACUUUUCAUUGAAAAUUCAGAAAGAUGGAAUCGACCCUACGAACAAACCAGUUGAACAAAUACUGAAUAAAAAAUAGUUCAUUUAAA